This is a messenger RNA of Wallemia ichthyophaga EXF-994, 3114 nucleotides long. Its product is annotated as putative importin. Gene Ontology annotation, biological process: protein import into nucleus. Bases 1 to 3114 code for a protein of 1037 amino acids. The record is from RefSeq and is a predicted model, not a curated record. Gene Ontology annotation, cellular component: cytosol; nuclear envelope. Gene Ontology annotation, molecular function: small GTPase binding. The transcript has 3 exons. Lineage: Eukaryota; Fungi; Basidiomycota; Wallemiomycetes; Wallemiales; Wallemiaceae.
AUGGACGCCGCACAGCUCCAGCAACUCUUCCAGUCCACUUAUUCUCCGGAUGUAAACGUUCGUAAAAGCUCUGAGCUCCAGCUCCGUAGCUUGGAAGCUGAAGAAGGUUUCCCGACUGCAACUCUUCAAAUCAUCGCGGAAGGAGAUGAUCUCGCUGUAAAGCAAUCUUGCGCUGUCUACCUCAAAAAUCGCAUCUCUAGAAGCUGGGACAUGGAUGCAGCACGUUCCCGUCCUAACCAAACCGUUAUCUCACAGACUGACAAAAUGUCAAUCAAGCAAAACAUCCUGCAAGUCUUGGUCGCUUCAACCAGCUCAGCUGUUAGAGUACAAAUCGCUCACAUUAUCGGCACAAUUGUGAGCUCGGACGUCCCCGAUCACUGGCCUCAAUUCCUUGAGAUUGUUCUCCAGCUCCUCGUCUCCCACGAUGCACGCGAACAGUUUGCUGGUGAGCUCGCCCUCCAUGAAAUUCUCAAGGCGUGGAGGUUCAGGACUACAAAGAAGGAGUACAUGAAGGAAAUAGUUUCAAGAACGUUCCCUAUUCUCGUUGAAACUGGUAAGAAUGUCUUAGCCCAAGACUCAGCCGACGCUGGAUCAAUGUUGCACAUCAUUUUCAAGAUCUACAAGGCUUCUAUUCAACACGACCUCAGCGAACACCAGCAGCAAUCUAUUGUCGUCUGGGGCUCUCUUUUCUUAUCCGCAAUUAACAAGGAGAUUCCAGUUGAGCUUUUGCCUGAAGAUGAGGAGGAGCGUGAACGUAGCCCUUGGUCCAAGGCAAAAAAACACGCUUUCUAUUGUCUCAACAGACUCUUUUCUAGAUUUGGAAGCCCAUCUCAGCUCUCCUCACGCUCACAAGAGUACAAACCAUUCGCCAAUACCUUUGUCAACAACUUCGCACCUGAAAUCCUCAAGUCAUACCUCUCUAUAAUCGAAAAGAAUCGAACUCAAGGUCUCUGGCUGUCUAGCAAGUCGAAGUACUUUAUCUUCGACUACCUAUGUGAAUGCAUCAAACCUAAGUCCACAUGGUCAUUACUCAAACCACACGUAACGCAAAUCGUUGCAGAAUUUGUCUUCCCUCAAGUUAUCUUUAAUCAGGCUCAGGCGGAGCAGUUUGAGGAUGAUCCUGUCGAGUUCAUCAGAACUUCUGUCGAUCCUUUGGAAAACUUCAACAGCCCAUCUGCAGCUGCAACCACAUUCUUGUUGGCACUUACGAGAAAUAGAACAAAAUCUACCUUUGAAGAUGUCUUGCACUUUGUCAACAGCGUUCUUACCUCUAGCAAGACUCCUCAGGAAAAAUAUGGUGCUUUGUCCAUCCUGAUUGCCCUUGCGCCUAUCGUAAUGAGCUCAAAGAAAUUCGGUGGAAUGAUGGAAUCAGUCUUUGUUAACCACGUUCUUCCAGAAUUUAGCUCCGAAUUUGCAUUCAUGAGACUGAUUGCUUGCGAGAUGGUUCAGAAGUACGAAACUUGGGAUAUCAAGUGGAGUAAUAAGUCUAACCUUGAAGCUCACUUCAGAGCUGUAGUGAACGCUUUAUCGGAUAGUCAAUUACCAGUCAGGGUUUUAGCUGCAUUGGCAUUAACAGAACAGAUCCAACACCCUGAAGUCAAGGCUGCGAUGGCACCAAGUAUCGCAAAGAUUGUUCAAGAUCUCUUAAAAUUAUCUGACGAAAUCGAUCUCGAUAUACUUAGCCAAACGAUGGAGAGAAUUGUUGACGAUUUCGGUGAUGAGUUGAUUCCAUUUGCUGUAGAUGUCUCAAGACAUCUCGGUGAAACGUAUAUGAGAAUCAUGACUGAGCAGCUCAACAUCAGAGAAGCAGCUCCUCAAGGUGAAAUUGACCAAUAUGUCGACGCCGGAGAAGACAAGGUGAUGGCGGCUAUGGGUGCCAUGAAGACACUCCAGCAAUUAGUCAGAUCUUUAGAGAACAGUCAAUCUAUCUUGAAGGAAAUCUCAUCCAUUUCUACACACUUGGUUGUUUUCACUGUUCAGAAUGAGUUCAUCGAAUUGUAUGAUGAAGUAUUCGAGCUCAUCGAUUGCUUAACUUUCUUCAUGAGAGCCAUCCCUGACGAUCUUUGGCCUGUCUUUGAGGCUUUGUACCAAUCGUUCAAAGGCUCAGGUGUCGACUAUCUCUCUGAAAUGUUGCCAUCAUUGGAUAACUUUAUAAGCUACGGAUCUCCUGUGUUCGCGCAAAAUCCUACAUAUAGACAGAUGGCGGUUGACAUAUAUGCUACCGCCAUGGAAUCAGAACAGCUUGGCGAACAAGACAGACUUGUUGCUUCUCAAUUGAUUGAAUCUGUUCUCCUUCACUUGCCAGGUCAAGUUGAUGAUGCACUCCCACUCAUUAUCGGAACAGCUAUGAAACAACUCGAUCCAAAGAUCACACGUACAAAGUCACUUCGUCUCCACCUCCUCGAGACUAUUAUUAACUCGAUCAUAUACAACCCAGUCAUCACCUUAUCCAUUCUCGAGCAGGCUGGUGCCACUGCUACAUUCUUCACAACAUGGAUGUCAAACAUCAAUCUCUUUAGCAGAGUACACGACAAGAAAUUGGUUGUCGUCGGUGUUUGCUCACUUAUGCAACUGACAGUAGAGCAAACACCACCUUCAGUCCAAUCAGGUUGGCCAGCACUGUUUGCAGCAUUGUUAGACAUAGUUGAGCAGCUCCCUCAAGCUAUCAAUGAGCGCGACGAGCUUAAAGAGAGAGCAGGUGAAUUCCAAGAUGACGAAGAGGAAGACUUCGAUUUUGCAGCUGAUGAUGUUGAUGGUGGAGAUGACGAGGGUGACAUCGUGGAUGAGGACAACGAGUACCUCGAAGUCUUGGCUGCUGAAGCACAGAGAUUGGCUGGAGAGCAGCAGCAGAAAGGCAAGGGCAUGGGUGCUGAACUUGGAGAAGACGAUUAUGACGAUGAUGACGAGGAUCUCGAAGAGGAAUUGACUUUCGAGUCACCAUUAGACUCUAUCGACGUCUUUGUCAGAUUCAAGCAUCGUCUCACCAUCUUCCAAGCUACCAAUCCGGCCGCCGCGACAUCUGCAAACGGAUCACUUGACCAAGACCGCCAAGUCAAGUUACAGAACGCAAUGAAUUUGGCUAACGAGCGUGAAACUCAAGGUUUCUCAGCUUAA